UGGAACAGCUAUCGCGCGCGCGCGCUAUAGCAGGUUUCUGUCUGCUUGUUUUACUUAUAACGAAAACACAAUUAUAUAUUAAUAGUUUAAUUUUAUUUUUUCUGCUUUGAAGUGCAGGCUGUUCUAGAGAAAUAUUAGUCUGUCGUUGUCUGUAUUCGUCGUGCUCUGAGUUAAGAUUAAUUUUAUCCCGCUCUCUUUUUUCAUGCUAACGUUAGCAGUCGGCGGUCUUAACAUUUUGACGAUUUCAUUUUUAUCAAACUCUUCGGAUUAAAUAAUUCAUCAUGGGCUACUUAAAGUUAAUAGAGAUAGAAAACUUUAAGUCUUACAAAGGCAGACAGAUAAUCGGGCCUUUCCACAAGUUUACAGCGAUUAUAGGGCCGAAUGGAUCAGGCAAAUCAAAUCUCAUGGAUGCUAUCAGCUUUGUUCUGGCAGAGAAGACCAGUAACUUGCGUGUAAAGACAUUGAAGGAUUUGAUUCAUGGAGCUCCAGUGGGUAAACCUGCAGCUAACCGAGCAUUCGUAUCCAUGGUGUACCAGUUGGACAAUGGACAGGAGCUUUCAUUUUCCAGAAUCAUCAUAGGUUCCUCAUCAGAGUACCGCAUCAAUAAUAAAGUGGUGGGUCUGUCUGAAUACAGUGAUGAACUGGAGAAACUGGGAAUCCUCAUCAAGGCCAGAAACUUCCUGGUCUUUCAGGGUGCGGUCGAGUCAAUUGCCAUGAAGAACCCAAAAGAGAGAACUGCUCUGUUUGAAGAGAUUUCUCGUUCUGGAGAGCUUGCUCAAGAAUACGACAGAUGCAAGAAAGAAAUGGUAAAGGCUGAGGAGGACACGCAGUUUAACUACCAUCGCAAGAAAAACAUCGCUGCUGAACGAAAGGAAGCCAAGCAAGAGAAAGAAGAGGCGGAACGCUACCAACGGCUUAAAGACGAGGUGGUGCGUGCUCAUGUACAGUUACAACUCUUUAAACUGUACCACAAUGAAUCAGAGAUUGAGAAACUGAACCGAGAGCUGGCCCACCGCAACAAAGAGAUUGAUAAGGACAGAAAACGCAUGGACCGUGUGGAGGAGGAGCUGAAAGAGAAGAAGAAAGAGCUGGGCAGAAUGAUGAGAGACCAGCAGAUGAUUGAGAAAGAGAUCAAGGAGAAGGAUGCAGAGCUUAAUCAGAAGAGGCCUCUGUACAUUAAAGCCAAGGAGAACACUGCUCACAAGAUCAAGAAACUGGAGACUGCCCGUAAAUCACUGCAGAACGCCCAGAAAUGCUACAAAAAACGCAAGGCAGACAUGGAGGAGCUAGACCGUGAACAGGGGGCGGUGGAAAUGGCCAGACAGGAGUUUGAGGAGCGAAUGGAGGAGGAGGCUCAAAGUCAGGGACAAGAUCUACAGCUGGAAGAGAACCAGGUUAAGGCAUAUCACCGUCUGAAGGAGGAGGCGAGCAAGCGAGCUGCUACACUGGCUCAGGAGCUGGAGAAAUUCAACAGAGACCAAAAAGCUGACCAGGACCGUCUGGACCUGGAGGAGAGGAAGAAAAUAGAAACAGAGGCCAAGAUCAAGCAGAAGAUCAGAGAGAUCGAGGAGAACCAGAAGCGCAUUGAGAAGCUGGAGGACUACAUCACCACCAGCAGACAGUCUCUGGAUGAGCAGAAGAGGAUGGAGGAGGAGCUCACAGAAGAGGUGGAACAGGCCAAACGAAGAAUAGAUGAGAUCAACAUGGAGCUGAACCAGGUAAGAUUUCAGAAAGGCAAGCGCUUAAACCAAAAAUUCAAAGUAGGCACACCACAGAAAG
Sinocyclocheilus rhinocerous is the source of this 1779-nucleotide messenger RNA. RefSeq names its product structural maintenance of chromosomes protein 1A-like. Gene Ontology annotation, biological process: sister chromatid cohesion. The annotation marks the transcript as partial. The record is from RefSeq and is a predicted model, not a curated record. The transcript is spliced from 9 exons. Lineage: Eukaryota; Metazoa; Chordata; Actinopteri; Cypriniformes; Cyprinidae. Gene Ontology annotation, cellular component: meiotic cohesin complex; nucleus. Gene Ontology annotation, molecular function: ATP hydrolysis activity; ATP binding; DNA binding.